GUUGUGCACAGUUCUUCAAUAAACAAAUUGUGUGUGUGCGCGCGCUGCGAAACAUUCUGAACAUUUCCCAGAAAACACGUGACCCGCGCGGAGAGGGGCGGUUCUUCUGGGGCUUCCACCUCUCUCUGUCAAACCGGUUCAGCAAAGUUACUUCCCCAUCCUACCGUCGGUCGCAGCGAGUAGCCUUUCUUUCUCCACUUUGAAAACCUUUCACCUGAUUAACUUGUAUAAACACUUUAACCUCAGUUUCUUCCCCCCUUACAUUUAUACUUUAUAACUUUAUACCGUAUGAACGGUAUACGUACGGAACGUAUUUUCUCCAGUCUACUAUGGAUGAGGAGAGAGAGGAGGGGGGACAUACCUCUAAGACCACUCUGUCUGUGGAACAUGGCCAUCGGAGCACAGCUAAGAGAGCAGCAGCAGAGAGCAGACUCCCCUGGACCCAGCUGUGUCUCCAUGAGGAGUGACUGGUCUAGGUAUCUUCCUCCUGACCAGUUGAAAGAUGGAAAUCACCAACCUCCUCAGAAAAGAAGGAGGCUGGAGGGAGCAGAAUCCCCUGGACCCAGCUGUGUCUCCAUGAAGAGUGUGUGUUCUCUCUACAGACACCAGGAGAGGUCAAAGGUUACCAGUGCUCAGGCCGUACAGCAGCAUCAAACAGAGCUGAUCAAGAGGGCUGAGGAGAACGCACACGCUUUCCUAGACAAGGAGCUGAAGAAGCUCUGGAGGGUUCUCUUCCCAGAUUACCCACAAUGCUCAGAGGGUCAGAGAGUGGAGGAGGAGGGGGUGGAUGGUAAGAAGGAGAAGCAGUGGUGGCGCGCCAUAAAGGGAGUGGUGGAAAUCACAAAGCUCUGCCUGAUGGAGAUGAACCAGCAGGGACUGGCCGACAAACUAUUGAGCGGAUCUGCUGCUGUCGAGUGCCAACAUAAAAUCAAGUCUCGUUUGAAGAAGUUCAGGUGCGUUGAGGGAAUCGCUAAAGCAGGACGUUCAGUACCUCUGAACGACUUCUACACAGAGCUCUUCAUCACAGAGAGAGGCAGUGGAGAGGUCAACCAGGAACAUGAGGUCAGACUGAUUGAAAAAGCUUCCAGGAAACCAGCCAAGGAAGAAACACCAAUCAGAUGUGAGGACAUCUUUAAACCCUUGCCUGGAAAAGAUAAACCAAUCAGGACAGUAAUGACAACUGGAGUGGCCGGCAUUGGUAAAACCGUCUUAACACACAAGUUCACUCUGGACUGGGCUGACGGCAAAACCAACCAGGACAUACACUUCACAUUUCUCCUCACUUUCAGAGAGCUGAAUUUACUGAAAGGGAAAGAGUUUAGCUUGGUGGAACUUCUUCAUCACUACUUUAUUGAGACCAAAGAAGCAGGAAUCUGCAGAUAUGAACGGUUCAAAGUUCUCUUCAUCUUGGAUGGUCUGGAUGAGUGUCAACCUCCUCUGGACUUCCAGAACAACCAGACCUGGACUGAUGUCACAAAGCCGACCUCGGUGGACGUGCUGCUGACAAACCUCAUCAGGGGCGACCUGCUUCCCUCCGCUCGCAUCUGGAUAACCACCCGCCCUGCGGCAGCAGAUCAGAUCCCUGAUGAGUGUGUUGACAUGGUGACAGAGGUGAGGGGGUUCACCGACCAACAGAAGGAGGAGUACUUCAGGAAGAGAUUCAGAGAGGAGACGCUGGCCAACACAAUCAUAUCCCAUGUCAAGAAAUCACGAAGUCUCCACAUCAUGUGUCACAUCCCAGUCUUCUGUUGGAUCACUGCUACAGUUCUGGAGGACAUCUUAAAAAAUUCCAAGAGAGGAGAAGAGAUGCCCAAGACUGUGACUCAGAUGUACAGCCACUUCCUGAGGGUUCAGUCAAUACAGGGGGACAGGAAGUAUCGUUGGAUAGCUGAAACAGAUCCACACUGGAGUUCACAGAGCAGGCACAUCAUUGUUUUACUGGGAAAACUGGCUUUUAACAAGCUGGAGAGUGGCAACCUGAUCUUCUAUGAGGAAGACCUGGCAGAGUAUAAAUUUUUUUUCCACGAAGCCUCAGUGUACUCAGGACUGUGCACCCAGAUCUUUAAAGAGGAGUGUGGGCUCUACCAGGACAAGGUGUUCUGCUUUGUCCAUCUGAGCGUCCAGGAGUUUCUGGCUGCCCUUCAUGUCUUUAUGUCCUUAAUCAACGAUGGUGUCAAUCUGCUCUCAGAAGAACAACCAACCUCCGGUGAUGAUAAACUCCUCCUCCUCUACCAGAGUGCUGUGGACAAGGCCUUACAGAGUGAGAACGGACACCUGGACUUGUUCCUCCGCUUCCUCCUGGGCCUCUCUCUGGAGAGCAAUCAGAAUGUCCUACGAGGUCUGCUGGGACAGACAAGAAGUAGCCCACAGACCAACAAGCAAACAGGAAGAGGCUCACAGACCAAUGAGAAAACAGUGUCUUACAUCAAGGAGAAGAUAGGUGGCGAGCUCUCUCCAGAGAGAAGCAUCAAUCUGUUCCACUGUCUGAAUGAACUGAACGACCGUUCUCUAGUGGAGGAGAUCCAACAGUCCCUGACAUCAGGAAGUCUCUCCACAGGAUCUCUCUCCCCUGCUCAGUGGUCAGCUCUGGUCUUCAUCCUACUGACAUCAGAAGUGGAGCUGGACGUGUUUGACCUGAAGAAAUACUCUGAUUCAGAGGAGGGUCUUCUGGGGCUGCUGCCAGUGGUCAAAGCCUCCAAAAGAUCUCUGCUGAAUGGCUGUCAUCUGUCAGAGAGAUGCUGUGAAGCUCUGGCCUCAGUUCUCAGCUCCAACUCCUCUAAUCUGAGAGAACUGGACCUGAGUACCAAUGAUCUGCAGGAUUCAGGAGUGAAGCUGCUCUCUGCUGGACUGGGGAGUCCACACUGUACACUGGAAACUCUCAGCUUGUCUGGCUGCCUGGUCACACAGGAAGGCUGUGCUUCUCUGGCCUCAGCUCUGAGCUCCAACCCCUCCCAUCUGAGAGAGCUGGACCUGAGCUACAAUCACCCAGGAGACUCUGGAGCUGCGCUGCUCUCUGCUGGACUGGAGGAUCCACGCUGGAGACUGGACACUCUCAGUGUGGAGUACGGUGGAGUGCAGAGGCUGAAACCAAUUCCACAGAGAUAUGCCUGUGAACUCACACUGGACCCCAACACGGCCCACAGACGACUCUCUCUGUCUGAGGACAACAGGAAGGUGACGAUGGUUAGAGAGGACCAGUCGCAUCUGGAUCACCCAGAGAGAUUUGACUACUGGGACCAGGUGUUGUGUAGAGAGGCUCUGACUGGCCACUGUUACUGGGAGGUAGAGAGGGAGGAGAGGAAUGGAGCUGUUUAUAUAGGAGUGACAUACAGAGGAAUCACAAGGAGAGGAGAGGGUCGUGACAGGGGGCUUGGAUUGAACAACAAGUCCUGGAGUCUUGAGUGUCGUGAUGAUAGUUACUCUGCCAUGUACGACGGUAGACAGACAGCCCUCCCUCUCCCCCCCGCUGGCUCCACCAGAGUAGGAGUGUAUCUGGACCGGCCUGCUGGCUCUCUGUCCUUCUACAGAGUGUCCCCAGGUGGAGGAGGGUCCUCAGACACACUGACACACAUCCACACCUUCUGCUCCUCCUUCACCCAGGAGGACCUCCUCCCGGGGUUUGUGUUCUCGGGGGUCGGCUCCUCAGUGUCUCUGUGUCAGUUAUAGUCCGUCUGUCUGUCUGUCUCUCUCUGUGUCUGUGUCUGGGGAUACAUGCACGCAUAUAUGAACACAUGCACUUAUAUCAAACACACAAGCGUAUAAAUGAACACAUACCCGUAUAUAUGAACAUCAUGAAGUGAAGGAUGGACCGUGAAGUGUGUCGCACAAGCAUCGUACUGUUUUCAGACCGAUUCCCGAAAGCAUCGUUGGUACCGACCGUCGUGAAAACGCUCGUAGCUAACGAGGACUCCAGGGGUACUCGUAGGACGCUAAGAGCAUCGUUAGCCUACUAUUGCCUCAGUGGCGUCACCAGCGGACAUUCCUAGUAUUGAUGCGUUUUAUUAAAACACAUCCCGGCCUCCCUCAUAACUACGCGGCUGGUUUUCAUGCACGUCGAAGAGUGAUUGAGAAUUUUUUUUAACCCCCUCCACCCUCCCACAUGUCACCAAACAUUCCUGUCAACGUGACCAAUCCCCACCAUAUCCCAGCCUUUUGCCUGCUCCUUUGCAUUUUUUUUUACUAUUUUUAUAAUUAAUAAUUUUAUAUAUAUUUUUUUUUAUUUUUUUUUUAUAUUAUUUUAGGCUACGUUUUAUGAGUAGCCUAUGUCAGUCUGCACAAAUCCCCCCCACUUUCUCUCACACAUUUUAAGUGCCCUGCCUGCUCAAACAUUUCCUGGACUGUCUCUCUCAAACUAAGAACAUAAUGGCCUAGAUUAGGCUCAGACGCACGUGAUACACCAUUACCAAUGUGUUAUAAUAAAACAGUAUAGUAGGCUAACGAGGCUCUUAGCGUCCUACGAGUACCCUGGAGCACUCGUUAGCUACGAGCGUUUUCAAGACGUUCGUUACCAAAGAUGCUUUCGGGAAAUGGUGUGAAAACUGUACGAUGCUCCUACGACCCACUCUGCGAUCCACUUAGGCUAAAGAUGCUUUCGGGAAACGGGGCCCUGUUCUUCUAUUGAUUGAGUCCUUGUGUUUAUUGUGUUCAUGUAAGGGACUGUUCUUCUAUUGAUUGAGUCCUUGUGUUUAUUGUGUUCAUGUAAGGGACUGUUCUUCUAUUGAUUGAGUCCUUGUGUUUAUUGUGUUCAUGUAAGGGACUGUUCUUCUAUUGUUUGAGACCUUGUGUUUAUUGUGUUCAUGUAAGGGACUGUUCUUCUAUUGAUUGAGUCCUUGUGUUUAUUGUGUUCAUGUAAGGGACUGUUCUUCUAUUGUUUGAGUCCUUGUGUUUAUUGUGUUCAUGUAAGGGACUGUUCUUCUAUUGAUUGAGUCCUUGUGUUUAUUGUGUUCAUGUAAGGGACUGUUCUUCUAUUGUUUGAGUCCUUGUGUUUAUUGUGUUCAUGUAAGGGACUGUUCUUCUAUUGAUUGAGUCCUUGUGUUUAUUGUGUUCAUGUAAGGGACUGUUCUUCUAUUGAUUGAGUUCUUGUGUUUAUUGUGUUCAUGUAAGGGACUGUUCUAACGUUUGAGUCCUUGUGUUUAUUGUGUUCAUGUAAGGGACUGUUUUUCUGUUGUCCUGGUUAAUAAAGCAUAACGGUGAUAAACAACUCAGUGGAUCCUCUGAACGUUCUCUUGUGUUCAGCAGAGGAUCAGUUUACACUUUAAGGUCGGGGGUUCGCUGAAUAAAAAGCACAACAGAGGCUUCGUCUACACAACAUUAAU
Molecule: messenger RNA, 5315 nt
Organism: Gadus chalcogrammus (walleye pollock)
Lineage: Eukaryota; Metazoa; Chordata; Actinopteri; Gadiformes; Gadidae
Product: NLR family CARD domain-containing protein 3-like
Exons: 9
Coding region: 289-3666 (1125 amino acids)
Molecular function (GO): protein binding
Source: RefSeq, a predicted model, not a curated record